Molecule: messenger RNA, 858 nt
Organism: Cladophialophora immunda
Lineage: Eukaryota; Fungi; Ascomycota; Eurotiomycetes; Chaetothyriales; Herpotrichiellaceae
Exons: 2
Coding region: 45-653 (202 amino acids)
Cellular component (GO): mitochondrion
Molecular function (GO): carbon-nitrogen ligase activity, with glutamine as amido-N-donor
Source: RefSeq, a predicted model, not a curated record
CCUCUACUGGCAGCUCAUACCUAGAAUCUUGCAGAGUGCUAGCCAUGGCGUCGAUCCGCAACUCCAGGCUUCUGUUUUUCCUCGAUCAGCCGAUUUGUUAUCGAUGUAUCCGCAGAAAUGCAGGUUUCGGCUUGCGCUGGUCGUCCACAUCGACCGAAGCUCCAGCUUCACCUCUGCUGGCCAAAAUCAAGAAUGACUUGAAGAGUGCCAUGCGCGCAAAGGACACAUCAAGAUUAACGGUCCUUCGGGGCACCAUCUCCGAGAUCAACCAAGCCGCCUCCUCUUCCGCGCCCAUAAAGACGGACCUCCAAAUUCUCGCUCUACUGCGUAAGCGCAAAUCUGCGACAGAGGCAGCGAUGAAGGAGGCCGAAGCCGCCAAACGACCGGAUCUGGCAGAGAAGCAAGCGAAAGAGAUGGAGGUCAUUGAUGAGUUGGCGGGGAGUGUAAAGCUGAUGGAUCCCGCAGCUGUCAGAUUGGUGGUCCGGGGAAAGAUAGAGACGUUGAGGAACACCACGCAGGGGGAGUUGAAGCAAGGGGUUGUAAUGAAAGAGCUGUUGAAGCCCGGUGGUGAGUUGGACGGGAAGCCACUGGACAACAAGAUAUUGGCAGAGUUGGUGCGGGAGGAGCUAUUCAGCAACCACAAUCCCUCGUGAUGAGGGGAUGCGUUUGUUCAAGAAUAGGCCCGAUUUCGGGGUUGCAUUACUUUGUAUUAAUAUUCUGGACGAGUGGGAUGAGAUGGGCCAAAGAGCACCAGAGCUCGCCCUUUCCAUUUCUUGAGAGGAGAGCCAUUCCUCUGGUUCCCGUAUCCCUGCCUUCAAAUACAUGCGCAACGCCUCUCAGCCGCGAUAAUAUUGCACC